AUGAGCCUGCCUUCACGGGCGGGCGAGUGGAGGUGCUCAACGUCCGGUGGGACGGGCGGCGACGAGGCCCGGUGGGAGUCGGACCCGCGCACCGUCAAGCCGCCCCCGCCUCCGCCGGCCUCGACCGUGUACGCCAUCGUCUUCACCAGCAAGAAGCGCCUGCACAAGCUCGCCGUCAUCCGCCACCGGUGCCGCACCAAGCUCAUGGCCGCCCUCACCAGCGCCAUCAAGGCGCGUGCAUCGGGGGGCCUGGACUCGCGCUUUGCCCCCACCGACGGGGUCUGGGUCAUCCAUGCCCAUCCGCAGUCGUACUCGUGCCCCAUGGACACCCUCACCGCCGAGAUGGACAGGGCGCUUGCUCGGAUCGGACGUCAUGCGUUUAGCGACGGCACGGCCAGCGGCCGUUUCCCCGAGCGUCGCUCCAGCGGCCACGGCCACGGCCACGGCCACGGCCACGGCCACGGCCACGGCUCGACGUCGACGGGACCUCGGACAAGGGUUUCAAGGACCACGACCACGGCCAUCGACGCCACCGCCAACGUCGGCGCAUCCUCUCGCCGCGAUCCGACAUUACCGCGGUCCAGGUCGUCCGGACGGCCCUCGUCGUCGUCGUCGUCGUCGUCGUCGCCGCCGCCGCCGAAGCGCUACACGCGGGCCGGCUUCCUGUGA
Molecule: messenger RNA, 669 nt
Organism: Pseudozyma flocculosa PF-1
Lineage: Eukaryota; Fungi; Basidiomycota; Ustilaginomycetes; Ustilaginales; Ustilaginaceae
Exons: 2
Coding region: 1-669 (222 amino acids)
Source: RefSeq, a predicted model, not a curated record